This is a messenger RNA of Hyla sarda, 2936 nucleotides long. It is a transcript of the gene KLHL36, whose product is annotated as kelch like family member 36. The coding region runs from base 190 to 2037 and encodes 615 amino acids. The transcript has 5 exons. Gene Ontology annotation, molecular function: cullin family protein binding. The record is from RefSeq and is a predicted model, not a curated record. NCBI's taxonomy places the organism in Eukaryota, Metazoa, Chordata, Amphibia, Anura, Hylidae.
UAGACACAGGGGUUCCCCAACAGUGCACAACCCCCCCACCCCCUCUCUAGUAACUAGUGUCAUGCACAGUACCUCCUGUGCCAGCUGCAGGAGGAGGGCACAGCGCCUUGACAUGUGCUGGCAGAGGGGUCUGCACGGCCUGGAUGAGGAGGAAGAGGCAGGAUCCCUGGGCUGAAGAGAAGAGUAGCUAUGGAAGGAUCAAAGCAAACAAGAAUUUCUCGACCUCACAAGAUCAGUGAGUCUUCAAAGUUGUACCGAUGGACCGACCUUUCCUCUCUGGUUCUUCAGAAACUCAAUGAGCAGAGGCAGAAGGAGCACUUUUGUGAUGUUGUUCUGGUGGCCGAUGAUCAAAGAGUGCCAGCUCAUAGGAACUUUCUAUCAGCCUGUAGUGACUACUUCAACUCUAUGUUCACCAUAGGCAUGAAAGAGGCCUACCAAAAGGAGGUGGAGCUGGUUGGUGCUUCAUUCAUAGGCCUCAAAGCUGUUGCUGACUUUCUGUAUACCGGUGACCUGACACUGGACGGAGGGAAUAUAGAUUAUGUCUUGGAAACUGCCCACCUUUUACAGAUUUGGAAAGUGGUGGACUUUUGCUGUGAGUACCUGGAGAAUGAGGUCAAUGAUGAAAACUAUCUGUACCUUCAGGAAUUGGCCUCCAUCUACAGCCUGGAACGUCUUGGUUGUUACAUUGACUCAUUUAUCCUCCGCAACUACAGCACCCUGUGCUUCACAAAUGCUUUCCUGCAGAACAUCCCUUUGCAGAAACUCUGCCUGUAUUUGAUGAGUAGUCAAGUGCAGCAUGUCAGUGAGCAUGACCUACUGCAGUCUGCGCUACAAUGGUUGACUCACUCUUCUCAACGGGAGAGCCAGGCUUAUCAGGUUCUGCAGAACAUUCGGUUCCAGCUAAUAUCAAAGAGUGAACUUUUGCAUCGUGUCAAGCCAGCUGUAUGUUCUCUACUCCCAAAAGAGUCAAACUGUGAGAGUUUGGUUGAGGAAGCCAUCUAUUACCACAACAAUGUUGCAGCACAGCCACUGCUCCAGAACAUUCGUAGCACUCUACGUAUUGGAACAGAGUGCCUUCUCUUUGUGGGUGGAGAGGUCUCUGAACACUGUCUUGAAUUAAGUGAUGAUGUUUACAGUUUGGACUCCCAGAAGGAGCAGUGGAUGUCGGAGACACAGCUCCCUGCAAGAAGAAGUCACCACUGUGUCACAUCUCUGGGAAACUUUAUCUAUGUGGCUGGAGGAAGUUUCUCAAGGGACAACGGUGGAGAUGCUGCGUCCAACCUGCUCUACAGGUACGAUCCCCGCUGGAGUCAGUGGAUCCAGGUUGCCUCCAUGAAUCAGCAUCGUGUGGAUUUUUAUUUAGCUGCAGUGGCUGAUAAACUUAUCGCAGUUGGUGGAAGGAAUGAAAAUGGCGCCCUGUCUUCAGUGGAAGUCUACUGCCCUCAGCUUGAUACUUGGAGCUACGUAUCUGAACUGCCAAGAUUUACAUAUGGACAUGCUGGAUCCGUACACAAGGAUUAUGUCUACAUCUCUGGAGGACACGAUUACCAGAUCGGACCUUAUAGGAAAAACCUACUGUGCUAUGACCCCCGAGCUGAUGCCUGGGAGGAGAGAAGACCAAUGACUAUUGCCCGGGGCUGGCACAGUAUGUGCACACUUGAUGACAGUAUAUAUGCUAUAGGAGGAAGUGAUGAUAACCUGGAAUCUAUGGAACGAUUUGAUAUCCUUGCUGUGGAGUUCUACAGCCCCCAGUGUGAUCAGUGGACACGGGUUGCUUCCUUACUUCAGCCUAACAGUGAAUCUGGGGUGGCUGUUUUAGACAAUAAGAUUUAUAUUCUGGGUGGGUAUAGCUGGGAGAACACAGCUUUCUCAAGGACUGUACAAAUAUACGAUAAAGAAAGGAAGAAGUGGGUAAAAGGGACAGAUCUCCCUAAGACAGUCGCUGGGGUGUCUGCUUGUGUGUGCAUGCUGAAAAACCGGAGCAAUGACAAAGCUAAAAAAACAAAAACAAAAAGGCAGGCAGACAGAGGCCGAUGAUGGUUUGACCUAAUGUACAGCUCAGAUGUAACACAUAAUAUUUCAUGUUACCCACAGCAUUAAGACAUGUGCCCAUCUGGGACAUUUAUGGCAUAUCCACAGGAUAUGUAACUCUCAUUGACUGUUUACAUAACUCUGGGACUUAUGUAAACCGUGUGUCUUGCCGGUCUAUGCCGUUAGAGCAACUCUGAGUAAAGUCAAUGGGAAAUAGACAAGUUGUGCAACUCGAAUGCAUCUGCUGUUUUCAGCUGCCCGACCGCCUCUGGUGGCUGCAAACAGGCUGGGGAGCCCUUAAUUUAAAGAUAGGAGCAGUUCCCAUCGUGGGACCUACACCUAGGGAACAUUUAUGUUAUAUCCUGUGGAUACGCCAUAAAUGUCACAGAUGGGUAUACCCCUUUAAGUAAAUGGUUGGGUCUUCUUAGGGAACGUCCUAUGCUGGUACGUAGGUCUCACUGUGCGUGGAAAAGCAGCAAAAGUGAAGACACCUCUAAAGGACAACUUCACUUAAAACAGAAUAUGAGUCUUUUAUUACAAGACUUGUUUAUGGAAGGUCAUAAUGAAGGUUUCCUACAAACGUUUACCGUUCGUGCACAUAAAUGUAGCAAAUGGUUGUUUUAUUCUGAGCUACUGAGCUACAAGAACUAAUCACCGAAGUGCAGAGGUGACAUCACUAUAUGAUGCUGUCAUGGGGCUGAUUCAUCAGUGAACUGUAAAACCAUCAUGGCUGUUAUCAGGUUUUGCGCCUUUCUCAUUCUACUUAUUUUUGUUCCAAUUCUGAACAUGGUUUUAUUAGCUAAAUCUACUUGUAUUGACUAGUAAGUGUAGAACCUUUCUUUAAUGAUCCUGAGUUACACCACGGUGCACUGAUCUCUAGUAACAGUAAAUCGGAGCAAUUGUGA